Heterobilharzia americana is the source of this 4262-nucleotide messenger RNA. The record is from the annotation of a GenBank genome assembly. NCBI's taxonomy places the organism in Eukaryota, Metazoa, Platyhelminthes, Trematoda, Strigeidida, Schistosomatidae.
AUGGGUGGAGUAAUAUGUAAAGAUCGUAUUAUAUUUUGGAAGUCAAAAUCAGUGGAUUUGAAUGAUCCCACUUAUAAAUCAGAUAUGGAUCUUGUAGAGUAUGGUUCAGGAAAACUUCAUGCAUCUACUGAUCAGUUCACUCAUCCACCAUCUGAGCAAAAACAGAAUGCAUAUUCUAAACACACAGAGCAAGCUGAAUUAUCAUCGUUCAAUUCCCCGAUUGGAUUGUUACUUUCGUGUCUUGGUUGUGUCAUAGGAACAGGUAACAUAUGGCGAUUUCCACGCAUAAUUGCUACAACUAGUCAUUCUCAAGGAAGUUUAACAUUUCUUAUCGCUUGGGUAUUAUCUUUAUUUCUAUGGUCGUUACCUUUGAGUAUUGUUGAAUAUACAUUGGGUCGAUUCACUCGAACAUCUCCAUUGGGUGCAUUUCACAGAUUUCUUGGCAAUAAAUUGGUAUGGUUAGGAGGAUGGAUUGUUGCUGUAACUUACAUGAUCACUGCUUAUUUUUCAGUGAUUGUUGGUUGGUGUUUAUACUAUUUCUAUAAAUCUUGUGCUUUAUCAAGUCUACCAAAAGAUGAAGAGACAAGUAUUCAAAUUUUUAAUGCAUUUGCAAGGGAUUCUUAUUGGCCUGUAUUAACCCAUUCAUUAGCUGUUUUCAUUGUUGGUGGAUGUAUAUUUGGUGGUAUAAAAUGGAUUGAAAAAGCGAAUAUGGUUUUAGUGCCUAUGUUAUUAGGCAUAUUAUUGUUUACAUUUGGAUGGUCAUUAACAAGAAAAUAUUCAGAAGUUGGUAUCACAUUCUUAUUCACUCCAUAUUGGGGUAGUAUGUUUACGCCAAGUUUAUGGGUUGCUGCUGCAAGUCAAAAUGCUUUCGAUACUGGUGCAGCUAUGGCAUUAUUCAUUUCAUAUUCUGCCUAUUUUAGCCGAAGAAAUGGUUCUGUACGAAUUGGUACUAUAACACCAUUGUGUAACAAUAUGGUGAGUCUACUCUGUGCAUUGACAAUUUUCUCAACUGUAUUUUCAACUUUAAUACAAACUUCACCAACAUUAACACGUUCUGGUAUUGUAAAAAUUAUGCAAUCCAAUGGACCUGGUAGUACAGGUUUAACAUUUACCUGGAUUCCUGUCUUAUUUGCAUAUGUUGGUGGUUUUGGAAGAGUUUUAUGUUCUUUAUUCUUUCUAUGCCUUUCCUUCGCUGGAAUAACUUCACUCAUUGGUCAUGUUCAAUUGACUGUAAUAACAGCCAAAGACUUAGGCUUAAGUCAUCGACAAGCUGCUUUCGCUGGUUUAUUCCUUACGUUAAUAUUUGGUUUACCUUCUGCAAUUAGUAUAAAUGUUCUAACAAAUCAAGAUAAUGUAUGGGGUUUUGCACUUAUGCUAUCUGGUCUUGCCAUGGCUGGUUUAGUAUUGAUCUAUGGUCCAAAGAAAUAUAGAAGAGUUGUUGUCAAUGAAUUUGGAAUUGGUGAUUGGAAACUUCCUAUUGUCUGGAUUUUUAUGAUAAGUGUUUUAGUUCCACUAUGUGGAGUUGGAUUGAUUAUUUGGUGGGCCUAUGACUUGAUAAGAUCUAACCCCUAUUGGUAUCAUAUUACAUUAGACUCUAUGACGACAACAUUACUUGAGUGGUUCAUUAUUUUCUUAAUAUUAAUUUCUGCAAACGGUAUAGUAAUCUAUAAAAAAAUUGAUUUAUUCCGUAAAAAUAAACAAACUGGUUAUGAUCCUCAUAAUCCAGAUUAUCCACCAAAAGAUGAAGUACAAUCCAUAGAAGAUGUAUUCUUUAUUGUCUCCACUGAUAGUAUAGAUACAAAUCUACAUGAAACACAAACAAAUAUGUAAUAUAAUGUAAAAUAUUCUCAUAUUUGAAUAAAUAAAAAACACUUAGUUUACAUUCAUAUUCUGAUGAUGAUGAUGAUGAUGAUGAUGAUGUGAAUAACUUUUCAAAAAGUUUUCCAUUUUAAGAUAUUUUUUUCUUUCUUUGUAUUGCAUAAAGGAUUCAAAAGAGACAUUUUCAAGUUUAUUGUAGGUAAUAAACAGCUUAGUGAUCGUGAGAAUAAAUACUCAAUGAUGAUCACUCUAUAUUGUAAACUAAUAGAAGUAGGAUGUAUGAACUAUUAGAUUCCAACCUAAGUUGCUUAAAGGGGUAACAUACUGAUCAUGGUUACUAGAGAUUUUAAGUACAAUCCUUGGGGGAUAACGUUAUGAUUGUGUACUGCUGAGGAGUUCAAUACUAGGAUGAAACAGCUGUCCAGUACUUCCAAAUUUCUAAUAUUCCUUUGAGUGAUAUCAGUUCAUAAUGAAUUUCAAAUGAAAGUCAAUUUUAAAAAAGACUAUAAUAUAGUAUGGAUUAGAAACCAGUGACCACUGGGUUCCUAGGCCCGGUGGUCUAAAUUUUUUCUUUACCUUCAAUCCUUUGUGAAAAGCAUAUAAAGUUUUAAACAAUUUAAAAAGAAAAUGGAGAUUGAAACCUGGUCAGCAGCUGAGUGUCAUAGGCCAGUUGGUGGUGGAGUACCAUGAGCCAGUAAAUCAGAGGCCACUUAUUUAAACCGUGCCAUGACCUAGAUUUUCAUUUCAUCAUCAAUCACACUGACAAUCAAUAUGAUGCGACAUCCUUUAAAAUUCACCUGGAUUUGAACUGGAUAUUCAGUAUGAUUACCAUGAACGAAAAUUUAUGGGGCACAGAUUCACGCAGCGACGGAAUAAGACCUUUGAUGAUUGAUGUGAAGUUAGGAUCUGGUGACAGGUUAGUAACGCAUAGGCCAUUAGGUUAUGCAUAAACAAUCUGCAAUAAUUGAUCACUGGAGAGCAACCAAUUUCAUGUUGUCUGGUCCUGAGUGCUGUGCGAAUUCUAUCCAUCAUUUUUCAAUGUAGCCACCAAGCUAGAAGACUUAGCAUUUCUAAAUGACCAACAGAAUUCAGUCAGCAUUGAGGAUUAAACUGUAUGAAGUUGGUUGCUCUCCAGUGACUAAUCAAUGCACGUAAUCCAUUCCUAGAGGACGUCAACCGAUUACUUGUCGUCUAUACUCAUAUGAAUUGUAGCAAGCAAUCAUAUUUUAUUUAUCUGUCCCAUGGGUUCCUGGUGGAACAUAUAGGGCUUCAGUAGCAGGUCACCAUUUCACUCUGCUAUCUGAGGUUUUUUCAACCUGGAUCCACUACUGUCUACAAGGUUUCAUUUCUUCCUCACACCAUCUCCUCCAUAUUACCCUCGCCUCGGACGCCCUAAUCGUCGUUUCCCAUUUAGAUUCCACUUGACGGCCUGGCUUGGCUUGUGAUAUCUCUAAUCCGCCUUCCUAUUGUAUGCCCAAUCCAGUUCAUCUCCACUUCCUCCCGCAUAUUUGUUAAGCAACGGGUUCCUGGUUGGUUCGUUGCCAGCCAGCAAGCUAGCCAGCCAGCCACAGUUCCUCCUUGCUUAUUCUUAUUAUUCUAACCAUCUGAUCUGAUCUUCAGUGUCAAUAUCCAGUGAGUGUUGGCGGCAGCUGUUGAUGAAUGUCUGUCAUUUGUUGGAAGUGUUUUUCGUAAUGUGUCAAGUUUGUGAACCAUCACAUAGAAGCACUGAAUUGCUUGACUGAAUUAGUGCUGAAAAUCCGGAUCUUGUUUUCUAUGGUGAGUGCAGUGGAGGAGAUCUCCACAUUGAUUUCAGAUCAAUGAAAGCCUGUCUUGCCGUCUUUCCGGUCCUGGCUUUGACGUCCUCGUCUGCCCCGACUGUAGUUGAAACGAUGCUGCCUAGGUAGGUAGAUGAAAGAGACAACCUACUUCACAUUUCUUCCACUGAUGGUGAUUGGUACUUGUUGUUGUUGUUGGUCGGGUAUCUUCAUCACCCCUAUCUUCUCUAUGUUCACCUAAAGGAAAUCCCGUUUUCGCUGCCCUGCCUCUUCUGUCAACUUGUUGAUUUUCACCUGUAGAUCCUCAGUUUUGUGCGAUAUUAGACAUAAAUCAUCAUCAGAGAAGUCUAAAUCUUCUUCUAGGGUCUUUUUAUCGGUACAGCCAGUGUAUCCUCGUCUUCUCACUCCUCACAGUUUGCUGCAUGAUCCAGUCGACCACAAUCAGAAAGAUCAUCGAUACGAAACAGGAUAGAAUUGAGUAUAUGAAAGACGUCUAGACUUCCUUACAAUUAGAGCUUCAAUUAACCUAAGUAAAUCUCCUCAAUUGGUUCUGUGAAUAGGUUUGAAAAAUGUACAUAGAUCAACCUAGUAACCCGUUUCAAUGACAAUGUUGAACACCAACUGCCUAGGUCGGUGGGAUCAUACUAUUUAAUUUGUUGAAUAUACUCC